Molecule: messenger RNA, 964 nt
Organism: Penaeus monodon (black tiger shrimp)
Lineage: Eukaryota; Metazoa; Arthropoda; Malacostraca; Decapoda; Penaeidae
Product: splicing factor 3A subunit 2-like
Exons: 3
Coding region: 1-921 (306 amino acids)
Cellular component (GO): extracellular matrix
Source: RefSeq, a predicted model, not a curated record
AUGGAGGGAGCACAACAUACUCGGCUUCAGCAUGAAACAAAAGGUAGUUGGAUGGACUUUGGAAAAUCUGUUUACUCGUCAGGAGAGAUUUUUAGUCUCGUGAUUGUGGCAGGCGUAGUCGCCCUUGCAACUUGCGAUGUUGCUCCUCUGCAUCAUCCGAAACCUCUGAGUCAUCCUCCUCCAGGUCUUGUACACCAUGGUCUCCCCGUGCAUCACGCCUCCCCCUUGCCCCACAUUGCCCCUGUGCACCCCGACCACAAACGUCCACCUGCCCAUCCGCAUUCCUCCCCCGUCUACACCUUCGACCACGCCGUCCGCGACGACGCCGCCGGCACCCACUUCGGCCACUCGGAGGCUCGCGACGGCUACAAGACGGAGGGCAAGUACUUCGUGCACCUCCCCGACGGACGCGUCCAGACCGUCACUUACCAUUCGGACGAGAACGGCUUUCACCCCACGAUCACUUACGAAGGAUUAGCUCACCAUGAGUCGCACGUUCCGCCCCACCACACCCCUACUCCAGCUUAUCAUAUCACCCCUACGCCAGGCUACCACACUCCUACACCCGGCUACCAUCCCCCUACGCCAAGCUACCAUCCUCCUACGCCAGGCUACCAUCCGCCUACGCCAGGCUACCAUACCACCCCUACGCCAGCUUACCAUGCCACCCCUACGCCAGGCUACUACACCCCAACACCAGCAUACCACGGACCCGAACCAGCAUAUCAAGCCCCCAGACCAGGAUACCACGCCCCUACGCCAGGUUACUACACCCCUUCCCCAGAGUACCUUAUCCCUAGGUCCUACUACGGUAAGUCCACGCCUACAUACGGAACCUUUAAGCCAAUUCACCGCCUCGCAUCCGUGGACCAUAUUCCUGGCCCUGUUUACUUCGAUCCACUGCCUCUUCACCAUGACUAAACGAACUGUUAUCAAAGCUCUUGUAUUAAGUAUAUCCCUAAGA